AUGGUUUAUAUCAUGAAAAUCUACGUUGACGGUGGCUGUAGAGCUAACGGACAGCCAGGCUCGAUCGGGGCGGCGGCCGCUGCUGUCAAGAGCGCGUCCGCCGAGAUCACAUCCAUUAUCCUUGGUCUAAGGAUGGCUCUGGAUAAAUCUGACCAUCUAUAUUCGCAGCCUCGGCUGGAUGUCACGAUUUACUCCGACUCGACAUAUGCAGUUAUUUGUAUGGAGAAGUGGAUUUACAAGUGGAUCAGUAACGGAUGGAUGAACCGUAAAGGAAUUGAGGUAGCAAAUCGAGAUCUCCUUGAGAAAGCAGCGGUUCUCGAUGGCCGGCUUAAGGAGAAGGGAGAUUUGCAAUAUGUAUGGAUUCCAAGAGAGGAGAAUCAGUAUGUGGAUAAGCUGUGCAAUGACUUGAUGGACACUAUAUGUUUAGUUGAAAGGCUGUGCAGUAGCCUGAAGAACGUGAGAUGUGAUGUGUAA
Aspergillus neoniger CBS 115656 is the source of this 474-nucleotide messenger RNA. RefSeq names its product ribonuclease H-like protein. Lineage: Eukaryota; Fungi; Ascomycota; Eurotiomycetes; Eurotiales; Aspergillaceae. Bases 1 to 474 code for a protein of 157 amino acids. The transcript has 2 exons. Gene Ontology annotation, molecular function: RNA-DNA hybrid ribonuclease activity; nucleic acid binding. The record is from RefSeq and is a predicted model, not a curated record.